Closterium sp. NIES-65 is the source of this 2226-nucleotide messenger RNA. Lineage: Eukaryota; Viridiplantae; Streptophyta; Zygnematophyceae; Desmidiales; Closteriaceae. The record is from the annotation of a GenBank genome assembly.
AUGUGGAAGCGCAAAUUCUCCGCAGCCGGCGGAGAUGCUUCCGCCGAACCUUCCGCCUCGCGCGGCCGUGGUGCGGGCGGGAGCGGAAGCGGAAGCAGCGGAUUCGGCUUCGUGCGCUCGGGGGGAAGCGCGUACACGCCGCCCGUGAAUCCUGCCGGCUCGUACGGCGGCUUCGGCGGAGGAGGAAGCUACGCCGGCUACCGCAGCGGCUCGGGUCGGCGGUCGCUGCCGGACGACGAGGACGACGAUAUAGCGGAUAUCGAGUACCGCGAUGACGGGGAUGCGGGGGGCGCCACGACGGCCACUGGUUUUGGGGAAGGAGAAGACGACGAGGGAAACCGACGCGCGGCGGCGGCGGGAGAGGAGGAGGAGGAUCCGCUCGACGUGUUCAUGUCGGGCAUUGAGCAGAAGGUGAAGGAGGACGCGGUCGCCGCCACUUCGCGCGCGGCGGCGGCGGGCGCGAAGGGCGGAGAAUCAGGGGAAGCCGCAAAGCCGGAGCGGGAGGACUGGCGCGCGGAGGAGGAGGAGGCGGAUCUGCUCAACUCGUUCCUGCGCGCGCGCAAGAGCGCGGGGCUGUCGGUGGCGGCGGACGCUGUGAUGGGGCGCGGGUACGACUCGGACGAGGAGGUCUACGCCGCCGCGAAAGCCGUCGACGCCGCUGCCGCCGCCGCGGCCGCCGCCGGCGCUGCGGGCGGCGCGGCUGGGUCCGCAUUAGAGUACGACUCGGACGAUAACCCGAUAGUGGCUGACUCGGUAACGUCGUUAAAGAGCAAGAUGGACGCGCUAGGCCACGUAGACCAUUCCGCGAUCGAGUACGACGAGUUCGAGAAAGAUUUCUACCAGGAGCAUCCUGACGUCACCGCCAUGUCAGCAGCCGACGUGGCGGCGCGGCUCGCGGCGCUCUCGAUCCGCACGUCGGGCUUCGACGUGCCGCGCCCGAUCAGCGCGUUCGCGCACGCCGCGCUCCCCCCCGCGCUGAUGGGCGCAGUGCGCAAGCACGGCUACUCCGCGCCCACGCCCAUCCAGUCCGCCGCGCUCCCCGUCAUCCUCAGCGGCCGUGACGUCAUCGGCGUCGCGAAAACCGGCUCGGGAAAAACCGCCGCGUUCGUCCUCCCUCUGAUCGUCCACGUGGCGGACCAGCCGCGCGCGGGGCGCGGGGAGGGCCCGAUCGCGCUGAUCUGCGCGCCGACGCGCGAGCUGGCGGCGCAGAUCCACGCGGAGGCACGGCGCUUCGCGAAACCCCUAAACCUCCGCGUGGCGGGCGUGUUCGGCGGGAUGUCGAAAUUCGAGCAGUUCAAGGAGUUGAAAGGGGGCGUGGAGGUGGUGGUGGCGACGCCCGGGCGGCUGAUCGACAUGCUCAAGAUGAAGGCGCUGUCGCUGCGACGCUGCACGUUCCUCGUGCUGGACGAGGCCGAUAUGAUGUUCCACCUGGGCUUCGAACCGCAGGUGCGAGCCAUCGUGGCGCAGAUCCGCCCCGACCGCCAGACGCUGCUCUUCUCCGCCACCAUGCCGCGCCGCAUCGAGCGCCUCGCGCGCGACAUUCUUACCCACCCCGUGCGCAUCGCCGUGGGGGAGGUGGGCGCAGCAAACACGGACGUGCGGCAGCAGGUGGUGGUGCUGGCAGGGGACGACGGGAAGGUCCCGUGGCUGCUGGGGGAGCUGGGCACGCGCGUGGACGAGGGCGACGUGCUCGUGUUCGCCGGGACAAAAUUACGAGUUGAUGCGGUAACCGCGGCGGUGGCGGGCGCGGGGUUUAAGGUCGGCGCGCUGCACGGGGAUUUGGACCAAUCGCGGCGCAGCGAGGUGGUGCGGCAGCUGAAGAAGGGAGACUUGCAUGUGGUUGUUGCCACGGAUGUAGCAGCCAGGGGAUUAGACAUCCGAUCCAUCAAAACGGUUAUUAAUCUGGACAGUGCGCGGGACAUGGACGCUCAUGUGCAUAGAGUGGGGAGGACGGGCAGGGCGGGGGACACGGAUGGAGUGGCGAUUUCGGUGGUGACGGGGAAGGAGGCGCGGUUUGCGGGCGAGCUGGUUGGGUGCCUCGUGGCCGGUGGGCAGGAGGUGCCUCCAGAGCUGCUGGAGCUGGCGAUGAAGGUGAGAGCGAGAGCAGGAAGGGGGGGGGGGAUGGUGAGGGUGGGUGCUAGUGAUGAGAGCGAGGGGGCGAGCUGGUGGGGUGCCUCGUGGCGGGCGGGCAGGAGGUGCUGGCUGAACUGCUGGAACUGGCGAUGA